UUUAAGAUUUUCAGACUCAAGAAAGUGUAAACCUUCUUCCUCCCUAAAAAUGACGAUUCCGGUUAUUGACUUCUCAAAGCUCAACGGCGAAGGGAGAGCCAAGACAAUGGCUCAGAUAGCAAAUGGAUGUGAACAAUGGGGAUUCUUUCAGUUGGUGAAUCAUGGGAUUCCAGUAGACCUUCUGGAGAGGGUGAAGAUGGUGAGCUCUGAGUGCUACAAGCAAGAGAGGGAAGAUAACUUUUUCAAGAACUCCGCACCAGUAAAGUUGUUGAAGGAGUUAAUCGACAAGAAAAGUGGGGACAAGCUGGAAAACAUCGAUUGGGAAGACGUAUUCCUCCUCUCAGACGAUAAUGAAUGGCCAUUAAAGACCCCAGGAUUCAAGGAAGCCAUGGUAGAAUACCGUGCAGAGGUCAAGAAACUGGCGGAGAAGCUGAUGGAAACAAUGGAUGAAAACUUAGGAAUACCAAAGGGGUACAUAAAGAAGGCUUUUAAUGGUGGAGAGGAAGACAACGCCUUCUUUGGGACUAAGGUAAGUCACUACCCACCAUGCCCUCAUACUGAAAUGGUGAGUGGGCUACGUGCGCACACCGAUGCUGGAGGUGUCGUCCUUCUUUUCCAGGAUGACUUGGUCGACGGUCUACAGAUUCUUAAAGAUGGUGAAUGGAUUGAUGUGCAACCAAUCCCAAAUUCCAUUGUCAUCAACACCGGUGACCAAAUAGAAGUGUUGAGCAACGGUAGAUACAAGAGUGUCUGGCAUCGUGUUAAUGCUAAAGCCAACAAAACUAGGAGAUCUAUAGCCUCAUUCUAUAAUCCUUCCUAUGACGCAACCAUUGAACCUGCAACCCAACUUGUCAAGAAAUUAGAAAACGAAGAGGUUAAAUUUGGAUACCCAAAGUUUCUUUUUGGUGACUACAUGUCUGUGUAUACGGAACAAAAGUUUCUCCCAAAAGAACCAAGGUUCCAGGCUGUGAGAACUGCGUCAGCAGAUAAACAUCAUGCAACUUCUUUAAAGAAGUAACAAAAUCGCUAAAUGUGUGAUAACAAAAUGCUGGGUGUUUUAAGCUUUAACAGAAGUGGCAAAAGUGUUGCUACUAUGCAGAAUAGUGCACGAAGUUUUAUUGGGUGUACUGUGUUACUCAUAUUGUAUGAUUUCUACGUUAAAACAAAUCUUUUUGAAGGUAAAAUGUACUUUGUGAUGUACGUAACUUGUAAGGACCGCACGUCGGUGACUCUUGGG
Lactuca virosa is the source of this 1237-nucleotide messenger RNA. NCBI's taxonomy places the organism in Eukaryota, Viridiplantae, Streptophyta, Magnoliopsida, Asterales, Asteraceae. The record is from the annotation of a GenBank genome assembly.